Messenger RNA from Anarrhichthys ocellatus (wolf-eel), 5300 nucleotides. RefSeq names its product EH domain binding protein 1-like 1b (gene ehbp1l1b). NCBI's taxonomy places the organism in Eukaryota, Metazoa, Chordata, Actinopteri, Perciformes, Anarhichadidae. The transcript is spliced from 25 exons. Bases 417 to 4454 code for a protein of 1345 amino acids. The record is from RefSeq and is a predicted model, not a curated record. Gene Ontology annotation, molecular function: protein binding.
AUUAUUGCCAGAAAGAGAGAGAGAGUUGUCAAUGAGAGCCGCUGCAGUUGUUGGGUUGAAACGUUAGCUUCAUAUCAGGCGUUUUGCCGGCUGUUUGAAUGACAGUGAGCGGGGCGGAAUCGGUUCCUCUUGGCUUCUGGCUUAAUUGCCAGUUCUGUCGUCUCUUUCUGUUCACUACACCGCGACAUUUAUGAGCGUGACUCCACUUAUUGCCAAUGAGCGCAAGUCGCAGUUUGUGUGAAGCCUAUUAUCAUCAGCAACAGUAGCAGCAGCAGAAGAGGAAGAAGAGGAGGAAGAAGAAGAAGAAGAAGAAGAAGAGGUCAUUUUAAGGAACUUUGAUUAUUGUUGCGCGGAGGAGCGCGAGGCUUUCUUUCUUUUUCCUGUGUGUUAAGUUGUACAUUUUACCAGAGGAAGUUAUGACUUCGGUAUGGAAAAGACUGCAGCGCGUUGGUAAAAAAGCUUCAAAGUUUCAGUUUGUCGCCUCUUACCAGGAACUCGUGUUGGAGUGCACAAAGAAAUGGCAACCAGACAAGCUGAGGGUGGUGUGGACCAGGAGGAACAGACGCAUGUGCUCCAAGCUCCACAGUUGGCAGCCUGGAAUCAAAAACCCCUACAGGGGCAUGGUGGUGUGGCCUGUCCCAGAGAACAUCGACAUCUCUGUUACACUCUUCAAGGAGGUCAAUGCUGAUGAAUUUGAGGACAAAGAGUGGACCUUCGUAAUUGAGGGUGAGACCAAGGGACAUCGUAAGGUGCUGGCAUCAGCAGACAUCAACCUGAAGCGGUUUGCCAGUCUGACGCCGACCCAGACCGACCUGACGCUGAAGCUGAAGCCGCUGUCUGUCAAAGUGGUGGAGGCCACGUUCAAGCUGUCGCUGUCAUGCGUCUUCGUUCGUGAGGGGAAAGCCACUGAUGAAGACAUGCAGAGUCUGGCCAGCCUGAUGAGCGUCAAACCCACAGAUAUCGGCAACAUGGACGACUUCAAUGAGAGCGAUGAAGAUGAGGACAAGAAGUCUGUCACUGCUACAGCUGCAGUUGUUCCACACACUCUAACUCGCCCAAAUCGCCCUGCUCCCCCUCCACCUGACAAGCGAGACUCCACUGGACCCACUUAUGCAGCCUCAGCCUGUGGGCGUGAUGGCGGUCCUCCCAGUCCUGCUGUCCACUCCCGCCCUCCUCUACCUAUUGCUCCUCGCCCAUCGCCCCGUCGCAGCCGACACCCCUUCACCACCACCCCUGUUCAGUCAGAGAUCCAACCUUCCCCCGGCCCCUCCCCUCAGCCCUCACCCAGAUCCAAGCAUAAAAAAAAAUCAAACCCUCUUCUCCUUGAGGCUCUUGUUUCUUCUGACCCACUACCUAAUCCUCCAAACUCACAGCUCACAGCGCCUACUCCCUCAAUCCAAAGCGCCUCCUCUCUCCUACCUCUCUCUGAUGUGUCUCCUGCAAAUCCUCCAUCCCCCAAAUCCUCCAAAGCACCCAAAAUCACACCUUCAACCAAAAACAUUUCCUCUUCCAUUCAUCCUCCAUCUCCCAAAUGCUCUGGAUCUGUGUCAGUGAAGCCUUCUUUAGCAGUGCCGUCUGUUCCCCUAAAUUAUUCUUCAAAUACCCCCUCAAAACUGCCUUUUCAGCAGCCCAGCACCUGCGAAGCUGGCAUUACCUCAUUAACUCCCAAACUUCCCUCCCCUGCAUUGUCGUCACCCAUGACUUCUUCCUCCACGGUUCCCCAAAUGUCUUCUUUCACUGUGUCCACUACUAUGACCCAUCAGACCACCUCUACUGCCUCCCAUUCUCUCCCACCUAAAUCCUCCCUUCCCUGUAAGCCCACCCUGUCCUCGGAGCCUCCAUCCGCUCACCCUCCAAUCACCCGGACCCUCUCUCAGCCUCCCUCUCUGCCCAGAAUCUUCCAGUCAUGCUCAGGAAAAGUUCCUAUUUCACAUCAACGGCGCCCCCCGGAGGAUCAAACUCCUGAUGAUCUUACUUCAGUCUCCGGCCGUGCUCACAUCUUCAGACCUCAGGUUGUCAAAUCAAUCCCCCGCCCCUCAUCUCCAUCUCCCUUUUCCGCUGAUGCACCUCCUCUUGAGUCCACUCCUCUCCCCAAAACUCACCCCAGUAUCUUAGAGUCAGGUGCUCAGGGGACGUGGUUGACAUCUGCUAGUGACAUCAAUCCUGUCCCCCUGCUGAGUAGUCCGGACCUUGAUGCCCUCUGUGACCCCGCCGCUCCGGCCCUUACUGCCUCCCUUCCAUUCUCCUCACCCCCUCGCUCCUCGUCUCUUUCCACCUCAGUUUUAUUCUCCUCUCCUCCCUCUCAGCUCGCUGUGUCUCCUUCUGCUCCUUCCGCUCCAAUCAGCUCCUGUCAGUCAGGUUCAGCCUUCCCCCUCGCUCAAGUAGACGAGGAAACAACUGAGAGCCCUCUGCGCCGGGACAAGACUUCUCCUCAAAAUAACCGGGCAGUGGCCAACAUCAGAGUAUCCAACCAGCCAAUCAGACCAGCCCAGGAUUCAAAGGUGGCCAUCAAAGAUGAACCAGCAAGUAUCAGCUCACAAAGAGAAGAUGCUGCUGAGGUGGACACCCCUGUCAGGCAGGAGCCCCAACCAAUAACAGUAAAAGACUCAGAAAACCAUCACAUAUUCCCAUCUCCUGCUGAACCCGGCGCUCCACCAGUUAAAGAGGAGCCCAAAGAGCCAGAGGGACCCAGCGUUGAACCAGAAACCUCACCCGAGGUUUCCCCAAAACCGACCCUCGAGGGAACGGCUUUGGCACUAGAGCCGCUGCUUCCCGCAAAACCAGAACCAGGACUGUGGUCGGAACAAGUUCUUCAGCCAUCAGGAAAACCACAACAGGAGGGAGCAGAUGAGGAGAAACCAGCCGAGGCCUUGACUGGUGGUCGGGAGAGUUUCACCAACAAUAAGGAGCCAGUGUGCGAGGCAGAAAAGCAGCUGUGGGCGACAGUAGAGGAGACCACAGCGGAGACAGGAGCGGAAAGACGGAUGGAAAGUAGUGAGAGCACCGAAGAGAAGGAUGAGGAGGGUGGUGUAACAGGGGGGCUAAAAGGCCAAUGUGCUGACCUCCCUGAUGGUGGAGAGAAGAAAUCGCCAUCACAGCUUGGAGACACCUCAAGCAGACACACCAGUGAUAAGCGCACUGACACAAACAUCACUCCUCCCCAUUACUGUGAGAUGACCACAUCUCGGCUUCCUACUUUACCAGAAGAAGAAACCUCUGACCUUAAGCCUGCUCCAAUGGUCCGAGAGGAGGCUGACGAGAAGGACGAUGCAGCUGAGGGCCUGGUGAACUCCACCCAGUCGUUGCUCCAGUGGUGUCAGGACAUCACCAAUGGGUACCGGGGGAUAAAGGUCACCAACUUCAGCACUUCCUGGAGAAAUGGUCUGGCCUUCUGUUCCAUCCUACAUCAUUUUCAUCCAGACAAAAUAGAUUUUGACCAGUUGGUCUCUAAUGACAUCAAGCUGAACAACAAGAAGGCGUUUGACGGUUUCGAGGCGCUGGGCAUCUCUCGCCUGCUGGAGCCGUCCGACAUGGUUCUUCUGUCUGUCCCCGACAGGCUCAUAGUCAUGACCUACCUCAGCCAGAUCCGCUCACACUUCACCAACCAGGAGCUGAGCGUGCUGCAGAUAGAGCACAACAGCAGCCAGUCCAGCUACGGCCUCGCCCUCUCUGGUCCCGGUCCCACUAACGUCGAUGCCGCUGCUUUCUGCAUGGCCAGACUGAACGAAGGAGUGAGCUUGGAGGAAGGAAGGAGCAGCACGUUGGUCGUCCCACCACCGAGGACCAAACGACUGAUUAAAGGAGACGAGUCAAUAACCCCAGUCCCACCACCAAGGUCGGCUACUAAAGCAGGCAAAUCUGGACUGACUCAGGAUGAAGACACAAAGACAGGAAUCACUAAUAAUACAGAGAGUACAGCUGAGACCCAGCCUCCCAAACAAGAAGAGGAAACCAUGUGUCUGCAGGACACCAGUCAGUAUGUGCUGAGUGAGCUGGCAGCAUUGGAGUCGGAGCAGAAGCACAUCGACAGCAGAGCCGCCGUGGUGGAGAGACGACUGCGAAGCCUCAUGGAAACAGGAAGCGACCGUACUGAAGAAGAAAGACUGAUCCAGGAGUGGUUCACUCUGGUGAACAAGAAGAACGCUUUGAUACGCAGACAGGACAAUCUGGAGCUACUACAAGAGGAGCAAGAUCUGGAGAGGAGGUUUGAGCUCCUGAACAGGGAACUUCGGGUGAUGAUGGCUAUAGAAGACUGGCAGAAGUCGUCCACGCAGCAGCAGAGGGAGCAGCUGCUCCUCCAGGAGCUGGUGUCUUUGGUCAACCAGCGGGACGAGAUCAUCAGAGACAUUGACGCCAAGGAGAGAGGCGCAAUGGAGGAGGAUGAGCGUCUAGAGCGCGGUCUGGAGAUGAGGAGGCAAAAAUAUAACAACAAAGACAAAUGUGUCCUACAGUGAGAUGCGAGGUCUCACACAAACACACACACAGCUUUUAUUAGCAAAAGAUGAUCUUUCAGGACUUUUGGGGCUCCAUAUUUCACUGUUUUUUGAGUGCCUUUAUUUUCCCAAAUAACUGUUAAGUCCCAUUAUAAGAGGAAAGACAAGAUAUGGGCUACAAACUGUGUCUUCUAUGUUUUCUUGAAAAUGAAUAACUGUUGUUCUGUCAAAGUUUCCAUCCGUCUUAAGUAUUAUUUUGAGUUCAGUUCACAUAUUCUUAUUUAUUUAAAUGAUGUGUCAGGUUGUUGUACAUCUAUUGUACAUGUGUUUUGUGUGUGUUCAUGUGUGAGUUUGUUCAGUAUUUGAACGCUGGCUUUUCCUUUUCUUUUUUUUUUUAUUACAAAGAAUAGGUUACCCAUCUUGACACGACUAGAGCUUGUCAGAAUCUGCUGGACUAAAACCAAAAUGUGCCUUGUCCUUUCGUAAUAUGCCCAAACUUAUUAGAUAUAAAAAUAAAAGGUGACAAGUCAUGAGCUGGACUCAAAUUCACAAUAUUGAGAGUACAGGGUACACAUUUUAAACUUAAGGAUGAUCUCCAACAUGACAUUUUUAUAAACCCAAAAAGCAUUUCCACUUGUUGCAAUAUUGAUUUUCUUUUUUUAUAUGUUGAAAGUGUUCUUCAUAUUAAGGAGUUAUUAAACCUUGUGUGAGCACAAACCCUGAACGCCUUAAAUAACGUGUGGGGAUGUGAUGUUCAUGCCUGCUUGAAUCACAGAAAUGAACCCGUUUCCUCCCUUCUGUGUCCUUGUACUACUGUAUGCAUGCUGUUUGAGGUGCACUGAUAAAGUGGUUCCCUGCUUCACAUCA